GCAUGUGUUGCAUGCGCCCGACCAACCGACUGAGGGAUCCAGAAAGAAUAUAGAAUGGCGGCAGAAUUGAAGAAGCUUGCUGACAAUUUCCUUGAAGACCAGUCAUCAUGGGAACCGUCUAUCUUUCUCGGAGCUGUCCGAGAGCUGGUGGAUAGAGAAGAGACCAGUGCAGUCCUUGAAAUUCUACAGAAUGGCAGUUAUAAGGCUCUGGUGGAGACAGUAGCUUGGGACCUCCUGCCGAUAAUCACCCCACAUGUCAGUGACACUGAGACAAACAACGAUGUUUACAAGGACUCGGCACAGAUACUCAAUGACUUGGCAGAGAUUGGGAAACCUAAAGAGAUGAUCUUGGGUUAUCUAGAGCAGCUUGAUCGUUUCCUUGACGAUGGCACCUACAGAAUACUCCUUAAACCACUCUCAACAGUUUUGAUGCGAUUUGGCCUCACCAAGAGUCAUCAGAUGAAUCAGUCGUUUAUUCUGCUACACACCCAUCUACAGACUGCAAAGUUUCCCAGCAGUGAGGGCUUAGAUGAGAAACAGAGACGUCUACUACUGGAGGAUCCGGGCGUCCACAAGCUCGGAAGGAACACCAUAGCUGUUCUGGAAUUCUUGGCUCCUUUCGUCUUCCAAGUAGAGCAAAUGCUGUAUGGCAAUGUUAAAGAACUUUCAAAACUGGAAAGAAUAGAGGUGGAAAACUCCAAGAUUGAAAUUGCAAAAUUCUUGAUCAGAAUACUGGACUACCCGUUGGCGAGGACAGACCUGGCAUGGAAAGAGACAGAAGAAGACUCGGACAAACCAAGAUAUAAAACAGAUUUCAGAUUGUGUGCAGAACAAGCAAUGACAUACCUCUCUAGGCUGCAAUUCAGCUUCAACCAACUCUUGUGCUACGGUAAAGAAUUCAAUCUGCCUAUAGCGCCCUCAUCGGAGGCUGAUGAUCUAGGUGAGGAGGACCUGGGUCCGGGAGACAUCAAGGGACUUCCUGUUCUAGGUCUGGGUUGCUUUGUCUAUCUAGUCAAGGUAGAAGAGCUCAGAGAGGACAGACUACCAAAUGUCUACAGCUCUGAAUAUCUGCUACAACUCACUAGUGUGUACAUUGCAGCCUUGCUAAGGAGACCAGAAGAGGAACCCGUCCUCAAAGGCUUGUACUUACUGUCCUUGCUGGUAGAUGGAAUUGAGGAUGCAGCACUACAUCACAGACUCCUUGACAACACGUUCUAUGAAGACCUCCCACAAAUGUUAUCCGUUGUCAUGGUGAUGAGUCCUCUCAACACCAUUAGGCAAGCAGCACUUAGAGUCUUCUCCGUAUACAUUCGUAAAUUUGACUGGAAGGGGCGCUACAGGCUGCUACAGCUACUGCUGAAGAACACGGUCCACUCAGGUGUCUGCGGAAUGGUCAUUGGUAUGGUUAAAGAUAAUGUCCAUCACACAUUACAGCACCAUGAUAAUGAAUGGUUUGUUGGUCAGCGGUUAGGGGAUCUCUUCUCUCUCAUUUUUUCAUUACCCAAUGGGGCAGAGAGUGACAUGCUUGAAUUAUCAGACAAGGUGAUGGCCGCUCUCAACUGUCUACGAUUCCUCCUCCUGAGGGACCUGGUGAGUGUGAACGAGACCGGUAUCUGGUCUCACAUACCUCACAUCGAGCAGGGCUUCAUCGCACCCCUUCACACCGGUAUCAAACUAUCCAUGGCGCACUACCAGGCCAGGAUGACGGCCGUUGUCAAUGAACACAAGGCUCGAGGAAAGAAUAAAUCAGCCGCCGUUCCUACUUCCACUAUGACCGUGGCUGGUCAUCAACUCCCAGUCAUGCCCCCAUCUCAGCAAAUGCAUGUAAUGAAGUCAGCAUGCCAUACCUAUGAGCUGAUGCAGAGCAUUGUGGGACGGGUGAGGGACAUCCUAUCUGCCAAUGAGAGGUCGUCAGAACCUCAGAGGUCGGAGGUCAAAGGUGAAAGCAUGAGUUGAUCAAGAGAGAGCAUUAGGACAGUCAUUUUCUGCUAGCUGUAAUAAUGAUGGAUUCAAUACUCUGUUUGGGUCACGAAACAUUAUUAUCCAAGGUCAAAGGUGAAAGCAUGAGUGGGUCAACAAGACAGGGUCAGAACAGUUAUUUUUUGCUUUGCUGUUGUCAUGGUGAAUGCAAUACUUCAAAUGGAUUACAUGACUUGCCUAUAUGUCAUAGGUCAAAGGUGAAAGCAUGAGUUGAUCACGAGACAGAAUUAGGACAGUCAUUACAUGUUUUAUUAUCAUGAUGGAUUCAAUACAAUGACUGGGUCAAGUGACAUUAUUUCUAGCCACUUUUAUAUUGGACAAAUAUCACAAUAGUGUUCAUAUUUCAGAUGCCAUUGAUGGAUUCUAAAACAAAUCAACUGGGUCAGAGGCUGAGAUGGCAAGUGUUUUCAAAUCAACAUUAUAUUGGAGAAGUUUUUUAAUAAUCUUCUAAAGCCACGUUUUGGGGGUAACAUGAGAACGGUGACAUUGCAAGACCAACAUUGGUCAUGCUUGUUAUUGUGACAUUAUCUAAACAUAAUUUAAACAUAGUUUAAACAUAAUCUAAAUAUAGCCCUCAAGAUUUGUAAGCAUUGCACAUCAAACAAAUGUCUUAAUAAUAAAAGAUACCAGGAAAAUGAA
Molecule: messenger RNA, 2619 nt
Organism: Strongylocentrotus purpuratus (purple sea urchin)
Lineage: Eukaryota; Metazoa; Echinodermata; Echinoidea; Camarodonta; Strongylocentrotidae
Product: glomulin
Exons: 16
Coding region: 55-1956 (633 amino acids)
Cellular component (GO): cytoplasm
Molecular function (GO): ubiquitin-protein transferase inhibitor activity
Source: RefSeq, a predicted model, not a curated record